Molecule: messenger RNA, 3289 nt
Organism: Diorhabda sublineata
Lineage: Eukaryota; Metazoa; Arthropoda; Insecta; Coleoptera; Chrysomelidae
Product: protein kinase C-binding protein NELL2-like
Exons: 15
Coding region: 270-2933 (887 amino acids)
Molecular function (GO): protein binding; calcium ion binding
Source: RefSeq, a predicted model, not a curated record
GUGAAAGAGGUGCGUGCGCUUUACUUAUUUUUUGGUAAAUUUCAUCCAGUAACCAUGUGUGUUACCAACAGAGACGAUUGAAAUUUCGCCGACUCGCCCCGUACUCGCCGUCGAGAAAGGUGUGUAAGAGUGUGUUUCGUAGGGGGUUUCGAUUGUCAUUUGUCAGUAUCGCGCGUGAGGGUGCUGCUGCGGCCCGAAAAAAUGGGCCGUACGACCGGGGGUUCUCCCUCGGGCUAACCAAUUUUUUUUGUGGGCCACGGAAAUAGGCCAUGGCCUUUUUGGUAACGGCUUGGACCACCCUGCUGUGGCUAGCCUCAGCAACCGGAUUUGACCCGUCUAAACCGUUUUACAUUCCGAAUCAAUCCAUAGACUUGUUAGUUGCGUUGGGGGAAUACAGUAAAAGUUGGCUGGGAGUGGAAAGAAUUGACAGCCCGGCCCCGCCUGACGUAAUCAACACCUUCACGUCGCAUACAAGGUUGGCCUAUGUAUUAGAAGGGGAUAAUCGAGAUUUGAGGUUACCUCCGUUGGCAUUUCAACAAGCAUCGAACUUUUUACUGUCAUCGGCAGAAUUUACUAUUAUAGCAAUGUUGAAACAAGUUCCCGGCAAUCCCGGUACUAUCAUUUCCUUCUCGCAUGGAAUCAACAGGUCUUUGGAGCUCCAAUCCAGCGGAAGACAUAACCAGCUGAGGUUAUAUUAUACAAACGGGUCUAAAGUGUAUGCGGAAACUUUCCCAUAUUAUUUGGCGGACGAUAAUUGGCACAAAGUGGCUGUAUCUAUAAGCGGUUUGGAAGUCGAGGUUUUAGUCGAUUGCAGAUCGUUAUUCAAGAGAAUGCUGAGGCCCGUCAUGUCGGACAGGAGUUUUCCAAAGCCGCCGCACUUGUGGAUCGGACAAGGAGUUAGUCAGAGUUAUUUCAAGGGUAUCCUGGAUGAACUGAAAUUGGUUAGAGGUCCUCACGGUUAUUUAUCGUUGUGUCCGCACGUGGAUUCGAUGUGUCCCACUUGUGGUCAAUUCGUCUUGCUGCAGAAUACGGUACAGGAAUUGACCAGACAUCUUCAGGAACUUUCCGAAAGGUUAGUGGAGGCUGAAAAUCGUAUAAGUAAAGUAGAAGAAUGCGACUGUCAUAAAUCUUGCCAUUAUAAUGAUUCCGUUUACGAAGACGGUGCGAAAUGGCAAACCGGCUGUGAUUUGUGUUCGUGUGUGCAUGGAGAAGUGCGCUGUCAGCAUGUGGAGUGCCCUAAAAUAAAUUGUAAACACCCAGUGAAUAAAACUGGCGAGUGUUGCCCAAGUUGUUUGAAGGAAUGUAUGUUUCUCGGAGUGUUCUACGAACACGGAGAAGUGGUAACAAUAAAAAAAUGUACGGAAUGCGCUUGCAACGACGGUAAUAUGAAAUGCAAUAGAAUAAAUCCGGCAACGGCUUGUCCGAAAUUGAAUUGUCCCCCCGAAGAGCAAUUCAACGUAACCGAUCAGUGCUGCAUGUUUUGUCCAGGUAUUGACUACUGCGCCAAAGGGAAUUAUUGUCAUGCUAACGCUUCCUGCCUAAACUUACAAACUACUUACGCUUGCCAAUGCGACCAGGGUUUUCAAGGGGAUGGCAAAAUGUGUAUUGAUAUCGAUGAAUGUCAACAAGAAGGCGGUCUGUACGGUCAUCAUUGUCACCAGAACACGAAAUGUGUCAAUACACCUGGUUCGUACGUAUGCGAAUGUUUAUCCGGCUACAGAAGGAUAGACAAGUUUAAUUGCGCCGAAUUGGACGAAUGCAGUACAGGAGAACAUAACUGUGAUGUAAAUGCCGAGUGCAUCAAUACAAAAGGAAGCUACCAUUGCGUUUGUAAACACGGUUUUACCGGCGACGGAUAUUCUUGCCAACCCGUUUGUAGACAAAAAUGCUUGAACGGCGGCAUCUGUAGUAGUCCGGGUAAAUGUACGUGUCCGAACGGUUACACUGGACACAGUUGCGAAUUGGAUUUGGACGAAUGCGCCACAGAUACACAUAGAUGUACAAAUACUUCAGUCUGUGUAAAUAUGAUCGGCUGGUAUUAUUGCGAAUGCAAAGUCGGGUAUCAGAAUCCUUCUAAAGACAAUAAUUUAGGAAUAAUUUGUAAAGAUAUAAACGAAUGCAACAGCGACCUUCACACUUGCCACCCUUCAGCUCAAUGUAUAAAUACCGAUGGAGGGUUUAGAUGCGAAUGUCCAUCGAAUAGGCCCAAUUGCAAAUUGAGUUGCAUGUUCGAAGAACGCGAAAUACCCCACGGUCAUAUUGUACCACCAAGGAAUGACCCCUGUCAAGAAUGUAAAUGUGACAGGGGAUAUUUGACCUGCGAAAAGCUCAAAUGCAACUGCAGUGAAAGAGGAACGGACGAGAACUCCUGCUGUCCUCAGUGCAAUUCCAAACAUUCUUGUCACCAUCAAGAACUACCAGAAGUAAUUUUGAAACACGGGGAACGUUGGUCAUUUCAAUGCCAAACCUGCGAAUGUCUCCACGGCGAAAUAGAUUGCUGGCCGAUGAGGUGUCCGCCGACGUUUUGCGACAACCCGGUGAAGAAUCCGGAAGAUUGUUGCGGUCAUUGCGAAGACGAUCCGUGUUCUAUAACUUCGGGAAAUUCCACUACUUCAGGUCAAUCCUGCUCGUACAGGGGACGUAUUUAUCAAUCGGGGUCGCAAUUUACCGAUCCGAACGAUCGUUGCGCUACAUGCAAUUGUAAGGACGGGACGUUAUGCUGCAAUUAUAAUAUCCUUUGCGGUGAUUAUCAACGAGCGGUGGGAUUCGAUGGCGUGGUGGCGGCUCAAAAUGUGCAUUCAUCAAGUGACAGUGACAUUAUUAAACAAUCUAGUUAUCUUCAAUUGGCUACUCAUAGUGCUGGACCAUAUAUCAGUGAUACGAAAAGUAGCAAGACUGACAAUCGUCCAAAAAGGGCGACAGGCGCGGGUUGAAAGCCCCAUAACCCCAAAAACCGGUCUUACAUUCCUCGACACUUGCGUGCAAUAGCUGUUACUAAAUAAUAGUAAUAAUAAUAAUAUUCCCGUUGUAUAUAAAGUCGGUUAUUGACUGACGUGGAAUUACUGGUGGAUAUAGUGAACGAGGAAAGGGAAUAGUAUCGUUAUUAUUUGGCUUGCCUAAACUCAAGUGUCUUCGUAGGUUUUAAGAGAAGACGCUGUGUCUCCAAUUGCGCUUCGACGGCUUAAAAUAUAUCUACGUAGAAAACAGCUAAUAUCUAUUAUCUUUAAAGGUACUAAUAGACAUUUAGUAUGCGAUUCGUGAUCUUGGUUCAUAGAAAUACAACGGGAAG